Messenger RNA from Agelaius phoeniceus (red-winged blackbird), 2097 nucleotides. Lineage: Eukaryota; Metazoa; Chordata; Aves; Passeriformes; Icteridae. The record is from RefSeq and is a predicted model, not a curated record.
AUGCGUCGCGCCACCGGCUGCCCGCUGAGCCAGAUCUGCAUCCCCCCUCCCGCCGUGCUGGUGCGGAGCUUCCCGGUGAGACCCAGCCUGGAUCCCUGCGGCACCGCCAGCGGCUCCCGGUGCCUCCCUCCCUGCCGGAGCCCCUGCUGCUACCCCGGCACCACCACCUACGUCAGCCUGGGCAGCCUGGGCAGCCUGGCCCAGGCCGCCAAGCCCUGCAGCCUCGUAGCCACCACGUGCGUGCCCCCGAGCUGCCAGGACGUGGCCAGGAGCUCCACGAGCUGCAGCAGGAGCCAGGACUGCUGCCAGGAGGUGGCCAAGUGCUCCACGGGCACGUGCCAGGAUCUGUGCUGCCAGGAGGUCACCAAGUGUGAAACCACGUGUCAGGAUCCGUGUUAUAAGGAGGUCACCAAGUGUGAAACCACAUGUCGAGAUCCGUGUUGUCAAGAGGUCACCAAGUGUGUCACAACGUGUCAGGAUUCGUGUUAUAAGGAGGUCACCAAGUGUGUCACAACGUGCCAGGAUCCGUGCCGUCAGGAGGUCACCAAGUGUGUCACAACAUGUCAGGAUCCGUGUUAUAAGGAGGUCAUCACGUGCACCACCACGUGUCAAGAUCCGUGCUGUCAAGAGGUCACCAAGUGCACAACCACAUGUCAGGAUCCGUGCUGCCAGGAGGUCACCAAGUGUGUCACCACAUGUCAGGAUCCCUGUUGCAAGGAGGUCACCAAGUGUGUCACCACAUGUCAAGAUCCGUGUUAUAAGGAGGUCACCACGUGCACCACAACGUGCCAGGAUCCCUGUUGUAAGGAGGUCACCAAGUGCGUCACCAGGUGUGUGGAUCCCUGUUGUCAAGAGGUCACCAAGUGUGUCACCACGUGCCAGGAUCCCUGUUGUAAGGAGGUCACCAAGCGUGUCACCACAUGUCAGGAUCCCUGUUGCAAGGAGGUCACCAAGUGCACCACCACGUGUGUGGACCCCUGCUGCCAGGAGGUCACCAAAUGUGUCACCACGUGCCAAGAUCCCUGCUGUAAGGAGGUCACCAAGUGUGUCACCACAUGCCAGGAUCCCUGCUGCAAGGAGGUGACCACAUGCACCACCACAUGUGUGGAUCCGUGUUGUCAGGAGGUCACCAAGUGCGUCACCACGUGCCAAGAUCCGUGUUGCAAGGAAGUGACCACAUGUGUAGACCCAUGUUGUCAGAUCUCCAAGCGUGUCACCAGGUGUGUGGACCCGUGCUGUCAGGAGGUCACCAAGUGUGUCACAACAUGUCAGGAUCCGUGUUAUAAGGAGGUCACCAAGCGUGUCACCACGUGUGUGGACCCCUGCUGCCAGGAGGUCACCAAAUGUGUCACCACGUGCCAGGAUCCCUGCUGCAAGGAGGUGACCACGUGCACCACCACAUGUGUGGAUCCGUGUUGUCAGGAGGUCACCAAGUGUGUCACCACGUGUGUGGAUCCCUGCUGCCAGGAGGUCACCAAGUGCAGAACCAGGUGUGUGGAUCCCUGCUGCCAGGAGGUCACCAAGUGUGUCACCACGUGCCAAGACCCCUGCGGCAAAGAGGUCACCAAGUGUGUCACCACGUGCCAAGAUCCCUGUUGUGUGACCAGAUGUGCCACCAGGUGUGUUGAUCCCUGCUGCCAGGAGGUCACCAAGUGUGUCACCACGUGCCAAGAUCCCUGUUGUAAGGAGGUCACCAAGUGCACAACCACCAGAUGCGUUGACCCGUGCUGCCAGGAGGUCACCAGAUGUGUCUCCAGGUGUGUGGAUCCGUGUUGCAAGGAGGUCACCAAGUGCGUCACCACGUGCGUGGACCCCUGCUGCCAGGGAGUGACCACCUGCACCACCACCUGUCAGGACUCCUGCUGCCAGGGAGUGACCACAUGUGCCACCACCUGUCAGGACUCCUGCUGCCAGGGAGUGACCACAUGUGCCACCAGGUGCGUGGACCCGUGCUGCCAGGGGGUGGCCAGUCGUGGAGGUGUCCAGGUUGUCACCAGGUGCGCCGACUCCUGCCCCACCACCUGCGUCACCCAGACCUGCCCCGUGUGCGGCCAGCGCUGCUCCGUCUCGGGCUGCCCGAAAUUCCGGGCUCGCUGA